Carya illinoinensis is the source of this 1639-nucleotide messenger RNA. RefSeq lists its product as uncharacterized. Bases 364 to 1356 code for a protein of 330 amino acids. NCBI's taxonomy places the organism in Eukaryota, Viridiplantae, Streptophyta, Magnoliopsida, Fagales, Juglandaceae. Gene Ontology annotation, cellular component: membrane. The transcript has 10 exons. The record is from RefSeq and is a predicted model, not a curated record.
UGUUUUUGUAAUACCAAAGACUUGGAAAGAAAAAGACAGGUAUCUCCAAGAUAACGUGACAAAACUAUGCAUGUCUUUGAGAAGUUAUUUAAUAUUUGCGUGGAAAAAUGGAGAUUGAGACCGCCAAGGACUCGGGUCUUGUUUACAAAAUCGCGUUAAGCAAAAAGAAACUUAUGCCCAAAGCCCACCACCCUUUAUCUCUGGUCACUGUAUACGUCUUUUGGUAGUUUUGUAAACUAAAGCAAAGCAUCUCCGCUGUCGCACACCGCCUUAUUCUCUUGCUUUCCCUUUUUGGAAUAUCUGCCAAGGCAUAGACAUUAACGUGGUCGGAUAGGAUCCUCAAAAGAUAGUUGGCACCCAGUCAUGUCUUCUGAUACAACAACCCCAAGUUACUGGCUGAACUGGAGGCUCUUGCUUUGUUCCCUAUGGCUCCUAGUUUCGACUGUUUUUGCAUUCAUUCUGAUAUGGAAAAACGAAGGUUUCCCCAAACGCCCUAGUGGAGAAACCCAGCAAGAAGAAGCAGGAACUUUAUAUGAGGAUGAAACUUGGAGGCCAUGUUUGAAAGGGAUCCACCCUGCUUGGCUGCUGGCAUUCAGAGUUGGUGCUUUCUUUGUGCUCUUAGUAUUGCUUAUUAUCACUGCUUUGGCAGAUGGAGGAGGCAUAUUUUACUUCUAUACUCAGUGGACUUUUACGUUAAUCACCAUUUACUUUGGGCUCGGAUCGCUGCUCUCCAUGCAUGGUUGUUACCAACACCAUAAGAAAGCUAGCGGUGACAGGGUUGAUAAUGUAGAGGUAGAUACAGAGCUAGGUACUUGUGAUGCUACUCCGCAUGGAGAAAGUUCUAAAAUGUCCAACCCAUCCAAAAGCUCAGGCCAUCAUGAACAAGGCAAUCUACGCAAACCUGCAGGCAUCUGGGGUUAUGUCUUUCAAAUCAUUUUCCAGAUGAAUGCAGGUGCUGUCAUGCUCACAGAUAGCGUUUUUUGGUUCAUUAUUGUUCCAUUUCUUUUGAUCAGAGAUUACGAGCUAAACUUUUUGGUUAUAAGUAUGCACACAAUCAAUGCUGUUUUCCUGCUUGGUGAUACAGCUCUGAAUUGCUUGCGGUUUCCUUGGUUUCGAAUGGGAUAUUUCUGCCUAUGGACAGUUGUUUAUGUCAUUUUCCAGUGGAUAGUUCACGCUUGUGUUAAACUUUGGUGGCCAUAUCCAUUUCUUGACUUGUCAUCUCCCUAUGCUCCACUCUGGUACUUCUCGGUGGCACUAAUGCAUAUCCCAUGCUAUGGCAUCUUUGCUCUGAUUAUGAAGCUGAAACACUUUGUGCUGUCAACGAAGUUCCCCCAGUCCUAUCAGUGCAUGAGAUGACUUGGAAAAAGAGACUUUAUGAAGCAAAAACAAGCUUUAAAUUCUCUACAAAAUCGUAAAAUUUCUUCAUAGAAGACAAAAACAUAUCAGAGACAACAUUGGGCAAUCAUUGAUUAAUGCCUUAAAACUAAUUCUUCAGUAUAGAUAGAUACACAAAUGGUCAAACAAGGUAGUAUUAGUUUGUUCAUGUAUUCAUUCCAAGAGGAGUGGUAUAGAUGUAAGAACAGAUAGCUAUUGAAAGAAAUUCAUUGAGGAAUACUUUUCUCCUCAAACUCUCCUUUUA